Molecule: messenger RNA, 4609 nt
Organism: Xiphias gladius (swordfish)
Lineage: Eukaryota; Metazoa; Chordata; Actinopteri; Istiophoriformes; Xiphiidae
Gene: elp2
Product: elongator acetyltransferase complex subunit 2
Exons: 22
Coding region: 15-2531 (838 amino acids)
Biological process (GO): tRNA wobble uridine modification
Cellular component (GO): elongator holoenzyme complex
Molecular function (GO): protein binding
Source: RefSeq, a predicted model, not a curated record
CUUCAGUUUCCAAGAUGGCGGCGCCUGUAAUUGAAACAUGUCAUGUCGCUUGUUGUGCCAACAGGACACCAAAUGUUGUUUCUUGGAGUCGUGGAGGAACCAUUGCUUUUGGGACAUGUAACUCGGUGGCUCUGUACGACCCACAGGAGAGAAGGGUUGUUGCUGUGCUGAAUGGACACAGAGGCAGAGUGAAUGCAGUCCAGUGGGUUCACAGAGAGGACUGUGCUCUGGAGAGUCAUCUUGUCUCAGGAGGGUCAGACAAUCAGCUCAUCCUCUGGGAGGCUCAAAAUGAGAAGUUCAGCAGGGCAGUGGAGUGUAAUGGCCACACUGGUCCAAUUUAUGCUGUGGAUGCCAUCUACGUGGAGGGCUCAAAGAUCCUGGUGGCCUCCUCAGCAUCCGACUCCACAGUCAGACUGUGGCUCUGCCAUGAAAACAAAGAAGCUGAGUGCCUCCAUAUCAUAUCAUUUGGCAGCGGUUUCAUGAUGGAUGUCUCUCUGGUUCUGUUGCCAGGCAGCAGAGUUCCCAUACUGGCCUGCGGGGGUGACGACUCUCGGGUGCAUUUGUACGUGCAGUCCAACGGACAGCUCCAGAAAACUUUGUCACUGCAAGGACAUGAAGACUGGGUUCGUGGAGUGGCGUGGGUAUCUAUAGGUGGGGAGCUGUUACUAGCCAGCUGUUCACAGGACUGUCUCAUCAGAGUGUGGAGGCUGUGUGCCAAGUCUGGGACAGACACCUGCACUGAGGACGAUCACACCAUCAUCAAAAUGAAAGAGGACAUUUUUGAAGUGAAGGAGAGAGACAUGUCCUCAGUGUUUGCUGUGUCUCUUGAGACGGUCUUGGCAGGUCAUGAGAACUGGGUCUAUGGAGUCCACUGGCAGCCUCCUUUCUACAAAGGUGGUGAAUUGCAACAGCCUCUCAGUCUGCUUUCUGCCUCCAUGGACAAAACCAUGAUCCUCUGGGCUCCCGAGGAGGGAUCUGGAGUCUGGGUGGAGCAGGUGCGUGUAGGGGAGGUUGGUGGCAACACCCUGGGUUUCUAUGGCUGCCAGAUGAGUCCGGAUGGAUCCAUGAUUGUGGCUCAUGCUUUUCAUGGAGCGCUACAUCUUUGGUGCAAUGACCAAGACAAAGAGGGGGAGUGGAGGCCUGGAGUUGUUAUAUCAGGUCAUUUCAAUGCAGUCCAGGACCUCAGCUGGGAUCCUGAGGGUGAGUUCAUCCUCAGCGUGGGCUCAGACCAGACCACCAGACUCUUCACUCCAUGGAGGAAACAAGAUGCCAAACUGGCAACCUGGCAUGAAAUCUCACGGCCACAGAUCCACGGAUACGAUAUGCAGUGUCUGGCCAUGGUCGGAAGGUUUCAGUUCGUGUCUGGAGCGGAUGAGAAGGUGCUGAGAGUUUUUCAAGCACCUCGUAAUUUUGUGGAGAACUUUGCUAACAUCUCUGGGACAUCAAGAGAAAAGCUGCUGACAUCCAGUGACUCUGCCAACCUUCCAGAAGGAGCCAGCACACCUGCUCUGGGUCUGUCCAACAAGGCUGUAUUUCAAGGUGACCUUGUCCCAAAAACCAAUGAAGAAGAGGGGCAGUUCAACAGUGUAUCUGAUCAAUACCAGGAGUCUUACUUCCACCCGCUCAAAAUGACUGAGCCCCCACCAGAGGAUCAUCUUCUCCAGAACACGCUCUGGCCUGAGGUCCAGAAACUGUACGGCCACGGCUUUGAGAUGUUCUGUCUCGCAUCUGACAGCGCCGGAACGGUGGUGGCAUCUGCAUGCAAGGCAUCCAAAGCUGAGCAUGCAGCAGUGCUGCUGUGGAGUACAGCUACGUGGCGUCAGCUGCAGACGCUGCCAUCCCACACCCUCACUGUCACCCAGAUGGCCUUCUCACCUGACGCACAACUCCUGUUAGCUGUGUCUCGUGAUCGCACCUGGUCUUUAUGGAGACGAAACCUUCCUACACCUGAAAGUCCAGAGCCACAGUUCUCGCUGCACGCACGCACAGGGAAGGACACAGCCAUACACAGCCGAAUCAUCUGGUCAUGUGACUGGAGCCCUGACAGCAAAUACUUUGUGACAUCCAGUCGGGACAAGAAGGUGAUAGUGUGGGGCCCGUGCAGAUUAGAGGACACUGGAGACCCUGUACUUCCUCCUGAGAUUAAACCCUGUUCCUCGGUGCUGGAUGUUGGUGAUUCUGCUACCGCUGUAGCUUUCUGCCCUGUACUCUGCUCUGAUAACAGCUACCUGCUCGCAAUUGGCUUGGAGCGUGGCAGAAUCCUGCUCUACAGGUGGAGCCCUGGCCAGGAGCCUGCUGGCGGACAUGACUGGAGCAACUGUGGAGAAACAGACACCUUACAAAGCCAUGCUUUGGCAGUGAAGAGGCUGCGCUGGAGGCCCAGGGCUGGCCAUGCAGGUCGAGAGAACAAGACGGAUGGACAGACUGAUGGAGAGAGUGAAGUCGAGGAAGAGAGCUCCUGGGUCCAGCUUGCCAGCGCCAGCGCCGACCACUCUGUCAAAAUCUUCAACAUCAACAAACUGGCUCUUUAGCACCACCAACAUUGACACUAUUAUGUCCCUCACACGCAGAGACACUUGGACUUGAUGGCCACAAGCCUGACUGGGGCACCAAGGCCACAGCUGCUCGCUGGCAAGCCAUUCACUCCCUGUGACAGCGAGUUAAGUCAUGGGUCAGUCGCAGGACAAACACACACAGCACACAUGCCCCGCAGUCUGCCUGCACACAGCUGAACAGAUUUGAUGGGUGGAAGCAAGAUGAUGAAAACACCAUGACCUUAGGGGUGGUAUUUUGCCUAGACACUUCAAAGUGUUUUAGAUUCAGAGAAGAAGACACCACUGGAUAUCUAUACAGAUCGCACACUUAGACAUUUUAUGCAAGUAAACAUUUAUAUGGUGGACUGUCUUCUUAAAGCAACAAAUCAAUGAAGUGAUCAUGUCAUAAUGAUCUUGGUAUUCUCUCUAGCUGUUAAGGAUGUCAUUAAUUACACAGCUUGUCUGGUGUUUAUUUGUUUUACGAACAAUUAAUUAAACGUUUCCUGCAUCUACAGUUUGACUGUAUUUGGUCUCUAAAUAAAGUUCUAGGGAUUGUAAAAUCCCCAAACUCUAUAUACACGAUGGUGUAAGAUCACAAAACACGAACAGUUUGUAGCAGCGCCAUACCUGUGUGUUUUUGUGUUGUCUAGCCCAGUUACUGAAGACCUGACAUACAGUACAGUUUAUCAUCGUGCAAGUCAAGGUUGCUGUGUUUCAGAUUUUUUGUGUUUUCCAUGUUGCCAGUGAUUCCCAUUUUAUUUCUUUAAGAAUAUCAACUCCUGAAGCCUGCAUAAGUUGUUAAAUCAGUUAUGGUUCACAACCUUUUUUGGCUUGUUACCCCUUAGAACAAAGCCAUGUCUCAUCACUGGUCAUCACUGUCUCUACCAGUUGUGACCAGUUCAACCAAAGAGCAAUAUUUUUCAUUUUUGUGUUUUAAUUGAAUAAUUUUUAAUGGCCUGAAGAGAUAAAAUUACCCAAUAAUUCAGAAGAAACAAUGCAAACAUUUAAGAAAAAGUAUACUUGAGUAGUAGUUAAGGAAAUAAAACGCAGAUAUGGACCUUUGCAGGCAGCAUAAACAUUAGAGCAAAUUGGAAUAAAUUAAUGCAAGACUGUCCAGUUAUUGAACGCUACAUUUUUAGAUUAUGGUACAUCUGUUUUUGGAGUAGAGGCUUUAACAGAAUUCUCAAGGACAGAAGUCCUUGUCUUGGAUUUACUGUGGACUCAGCCAAGUAUGCCAUCGUUAUAUGUCAGCCAUAAAUUUAUCUGCAAGAGAUUGUAACUACUGGCCGUAACUCUUUCUCUAAUCAUGUAUCCUGGUAUGUAUGGAGGCAUCAGUCAACCUAGGCCACACGCUCUUCCAGGAAAUGGCUGUUUUUCAAACAGUGCAAUGAGGUUUUGGGACAAUACGGCCAUAUAUCAAAGAAUUCUACAGAUAAUAUAUAACAAUGUAAUUAUUGAAUCAUUAUCAGUGAUGUUUCAAUUUAAACAUGAAUGAUCAUCUUGCUGGGGAUUUUCAUCAGCACACAUUUGUGAGAGGAGCUCUCUCAGGCUCUUAACUAUGACUACCAUGCCAAUACAUAAGGCAUAUGCUCCUUUCACAGACAUCCGCUCCAAUAUGACCUUGACCACUCAUCUUGAUGAGGUUGGAUUGCCAUAAUGUGGUACUGAGGAGGGAUUAGAAGUCACGUCUGAAAAUCCUUGAAUGCUACAGAUUAAUGGGGAAAUUGGUGACCAGUGGCAGAGGUAAUAAACCACUAACAAAGGUUACUGAGACCUCAGAAACACUGCUCUAGAGAAGGUUUUGAACAAACGAACACUGGAGAUGAAUACAUCAUUAUGCUUCUAUUUCAGUUUCAGUUAUCCUAGAUGAAUAGUCCAUGAUUUUAAUGAAAAUUAAGAGUUUUUUUUACAGCAUCAAAAUACACGAACAAAGUGUGAACAAAAACAUGUUUUUAAGCCAAAGAUUGUAAUUCUGGGUUUAUUGUUAAUGAGCUGUAAUUGUGUGUCCACAGUAUGUAUGCACUGUUGCCUUACUGUGGUUUGUUAAUGAGACAUUUCAUGGUGCUAACCAUGGA